AUGUACUGUGAAUUCAACUUUUACUUCUCCAACCCAGCCGAGUUCCACGACCUUUGUCCAAAUGGGCAAGGUCUCUACUAUGAAGAGCGUCUCCAGUACAACCUCCCGGCCUACCAGGAUAUUGACGAGUGUUCCUUGUUUGCUGAAGAAAUCUGUAAGAAAGGUCGCUGUGAGAACACGCUUCCAGGCUACGAGUGCUACUGUCAACAGGGCUUCUACUACGAUAGCAACCUCCUUGAGUGCAUUGAUGUGAACGAAUGUCACGACGAGUCUAUGUGUACUAAUGGCCGGUGCAUCAACACUGAAGGGUCCUUCUACUGCAACUGCAAUCAACCCUGGGUCCCAGACUCCAACAGGAAAAAGUGCGUAAUGGUAACAGUAGCAGAUGUGAAUGAGUGUGAGAACCCAGAAAAUUGUAAAAAUGGCCGCUGCGUGGACACCCCGGGCUCCUAUUACUGCAUCUGCUCUCCACCCUGGACCCUGGCCACUGACCGCAACAGCUGUGUGACUCCUGAGGAGCAGGCUGGUGAGUGCAGACUCCCUGCAGUGGGAGAGACCAGUGAUCAGUGUUAUAUGUUAC
This is a messenger RNA of Neolamprologus brichardi, 580 nucleotides long. The record is from RefSeq and is a predicted model, not a curated record. Lineage: Eukaryota; Metazoa; Chordata; Actinopteri; Cichliformes; Cichlidae.